AGAUGUGAUUUUGCUUGGUGGGUUUAUGUACUUUGGCUCUAUAAUUACUGCAAUUACAGUCAAAAGGUUCGAGGGUUUGGUUCUGUUUUGCUUCUUACAUUGGUUGAUUUCCGGGGUUUGAAAGUUUAUGGUAAUUCAAACCUAUUAAUCAACUCAUCAGAUCCCAAUUUUUUCUGGGUUGUCCUUUAAAUCAGUUUUACCAUAUUCUGUACAAUAAUUUUAAUCUGGUCUUGAACUGGGUUACUGGGUACAGUUUGUAUUUGUUUCUCAGCUGACAAAUAUUGUAUUUUUAUAGAAUACUAGGUCUAGGAUUGAGAGUGUUUACUCUGAUUAUACUGACUACUUCUGAUUGAGGGGUUUUCUCUUGUGUAUUGUUAGAACUUUAGAAUUUUUUGAGAAAAUUGUGUUACAAUGACCAUCGAGUCGUUGCCGGGAAGUUCCGGGUAUUUAUCAGGCAGUGAUAGGAAAAUAACUUAUUUCAGUAAUUCAUAUGUAGUGGGUUUGACUGUGGUUGCCGGCAUCGGUGGACUGCUCUUCGGCUAUGACACAGGAGUUAUAUCAGGAGCCCUUCUGUAUAUUCGAGAUGAAUUUGAGGUGGUUGAUCAGAGUAGUUUCCUACAGGAAACAAUUGUCAGCAUGGCCUUGGUUGGGGCAAUAAUUGGAGCUGCAGCAGGGGGCUGGAUAAAUGAUGUUUAUGGACGUAAAAGAGCUACUCUUCUUGCUGAUGUGGUCUUUGCAAUUGGAUCAAUUGUUAUGGCUGCUGCUCCAGAUCCAUAUGUUCUUAUAGUAGGACGACUUUUGGUUGGUUUGGGUGUUGGUGUGGCAUCUGUUACUGCUCCUGUGUAUAUUGCAGAAGCAUCCCCAUCAGAAAUAAGGGGAGGUCUUGUGAGCACUAAUGUGCUGAUGAUUACUGGUGGACAAUUUCUUUCCUACCUUGUGAAUCUUGCUUUCACAGAGGUUCCGGGGACUUGGCGAUGGAUGCUUGGAGUUUCCGGCGUGCCGGCUGUUAUUCAGUUCUCCCUUAUGCUGUUUUUGCCAGAGUCCCCUCGCUGGCUUUAUAUGAAGAAGGAUAAAUCUGAAGCCAUUUCCGUGCUUUCUAAAAUUUAUGAUCCUUAUCGGUUAGAGGAGGAGAUUGAUCAACUUUCUACCGCAUUAGAGGAAGAAGACCAGAGAAAGAAUGCUGUGAGAUACUCGGAUGUUUUUAAAGUGAAAGAGAUCAGACUUGCAUUUCUUGCAGGAGCUGGACUUCAGGCAUUUCAGCAGUUCACUGGCAUCAACACAGUCAUGUACUACAGCCCAACAAUUGUUCAGAUGGCUGGCUUCAGCUCCAACCAAUUAGCAAUUCUUCUAUCCCUCAUUGUUGCCGCAAUGAAUGCUGCUGGAACAGUUCUCGGAAUUUACCUCAUUGACUAUUAUGGACGCAGAAAGUUGGCCCUCAGUAGCUUAUCUGGCGUAAUCCUGUCCCUUAUCAUUCUCUCCGUGGCAUUUUUGCUAGAACCUUCUGGUUCUUCAGCUGGAUAUUUGGGGUGGAUUGCAAUACUAGGUUUAGCCUUGUAUAUUGCUUUCUUUGCACCUGGGAUGGGGCCUGUACCAUGGACGGUGAACUCGGAAAUAUAUCCGGAGUCGUAUCGAGGGAUGUGCGGGGGCAUGUCAGCUACUGUGAACUGGAUUUCGAAUCUGAUAGUAGCCCAGAGUUUUCUUUCAAUUGCUGAUGCUAUUGGAGCAGGUGGGACUUUCUUGAUCCUUGCCGGUAUUGCUGUGAUUGCUUUCGUGUUCGUGGCAGUGUAUGUGCCAGAGACCAAGGGAUUGACAUUUGAGGAAGUUGAGAAGAUUUGGAAGGAGAGGGCUUGGGGCAGCAGUAAUGGUAGAGAGAGCCUUUUGGCGGGAGGGCAGUGAGCCCUAAGAGUAGGGUUAUGGCUCGCUGCAGCAUUAAUUUUUAAAUGGUUUUGAAGGCAGCUUGUAUCUCUAUUGGUCUAUAUCAUUAGUGAAUAAAGAUUGUGGGCUUAUGAAAGUGUAUAUGCUUUGGCAACUAUGUGCUAUUACUAUCAGAAUUUUCAGGCGUCCCUGUGUGCUUGAUAUGUGUGUUUAAAUAUAAUUGUAUGUAUACAGACAUAUCUACAUAUAAGGCUUCAAGAUAAGCUCUAUUUUUUUCUA
Molecule: messenger RNA, 2154 nt
Organism: Cornus florida
Lineage: Eukaryota; Viridiplantae; Streptophyta; Magnoliopsida; Cornales; Cornaceae
Product: inositol transporter 1
Exons: 6
Coding region: 412-1896 (494 amino acids)
Biological process (GO): transmembrane transport
Cellular component (GO): membrane
Molecular function (GO): myo-inositol:proton symporter activity
Source: RefSeq, a predicted model, not a curated record